Messenger RNA from Osmia bicornis bicornis, 1035 nucleotides. RefSeq lists its product as uncharacterized. The record is from RefSeq and is a predicted model, not a curated record. Gene Ontology annotation, molecular function: nucleic acid binding. Gene Ontology annotation, biological process: DNA integration. The transcript has a single exon. Bases 1 to 1035 code for a protein of 344 amino acids. NCBI's taxonomy places the organism in Eukaryota, Metazoa, Arthropoda, Insecta, Hymenoptera, Megachilidae.
AUGGGUAACCUGCCCGAAGCAAGGGUCACCGAAUCCCGGCCUUUCACAAACACUGGGGUCGAUUAUUGCGGGCCAUUCUACAUUAAAGAAAGAAGGCACAGAAAUCGAACUCGCGUCAAGGUUUACGUGGCGGUUUUUGUCUGCCUUUCGGUCAAGGCAAUUCAUUUAGAACUUGUUAGCGACCUAACAACCGAAGCUUUCUUAGCCGCACUUCGACGAUUCAUGGCCCGACGGGGCUUCUGCAAAAAUCUAUAUUCAGACAAUGGGACAAAUUUCGUCGGGGCUUGCAACGAAUUGCGAGAGAUCUAUGAACUCCUAAAGUCAGACGACCAUAACCAGAAAGUGAAGGCCUUCCUAGCAAACCGAUCCAUCGAGUGGAAUUUCAUCCCACCCCACGCGCCACACUUUGGUGGCCUGUGGGAAGCAGCGGUCAAGGCUUUCAAACAUCAUCUGACCCGCGUCGUAGGCACUGAGUUAAUCACCUUUGAAAACCUAAAUACGUUAAUCGUUGAAAUAGAAGCAAUCCUGAAUUCGCGUCCUCUAACGCCCAUUUCUAACGAUGCAAACGAUCUCCUCGCAUUAACACCUGGACAUUUCCUUAUUGGCGAUUCCCUCACGAGCCUGCGCGAGCGCGAUUUCACAGAUACUCCCACCAACCGUCUGUCAAGCUGGCAGCACGUCCAACAGAUGAAACAGCACUUCUGGAACCGUUGGCAUCGGGAAUAUUUGAACGAGCUGACCCAGCGCAAUAAAUGGAGCAAGGGCAAUCAUUCAAUCAAGGAGGGCACACUCGUCCUUCUACGAGAGGAUAACAUUCCUAGCAUGCAAUGGGCUCUAGGCAGAGUAACAAAGGUCCACCCUGGCUCCGACGGUAUUGUUCGUGCCGCAACCAUUAAAACGGCCACAGACAUACUUGAUCGGAGCACGAAAAGACUUGUACCUUUGCCCUACCAACCCACUAAAGAGGACGUCAACCCAGUGGACCCGACAUCCAUGGUCGGAGCUGACCUACCAGAAAUUCAACAAAACAAUUAA